AUGCAGAAAUUCAAAUCAUCUCUCCGUCUUACAUCCGCUCUACGUACAGCGGGUCCUCGAACUACCCCGGUUCGUCACUUCGCGACCGAAGCGCGGUUAACCACGGACCACGUCCGCAUCGUCGAAGUCGGUCCUCGAGAUGGACUACAGAACGAGAAGAAGUCGAUCUCACUAGAGACAAAGCUUGAGUUAAUUAACAGGCUUGCAAAGACUGGCGUAACUACAAUCGAAGCCGGGUCUUUCGUGCCUGCAAAAUGGGUGCCGCAGAUGGCGAGCACAUCCGAAAUCCUUCAAUACCUCAUCAAAACACCACCCCAAUCACAAAACCAGAUUGCAUACAACUACCUCGUCCCCAACAUCCGCGGCCUAGAGAAUCUUGUCAAAGUCAUGGAAGCUGAAGGCGCAACAACAGUCGGAUCCAAAGAUGAUCCCAAAGCAAGCACCACCACUGAAAUCUCCUUAUUUGCUGCCGCAACAGAAUCCUUCUCCAAAGCGAACACGAACUGCUCGAUUACCGAGUCAAUAGAGCGAGUAAGGCCGAUUGUCGCAUUGGCUAAGGAGAAGGAUAUCAGAGUACGCGGCUAUGUGUCUGUUGCACUGGGCUGUCCCUACGAAGGACCGGAUGUGUCUCCGGGUAAAGUCGCUGAAAUUACGGCGACGUUACUCGAAAUGGGCGCCGAUGAAGUCUCGGUUGCUGAUACUACUGGCAUGGGCACUGCGCCGCGCACCUUGGAGCUUCUGCAAGCUCUUUCUGCGGCGGGAAUUGCCAAUAGUGACCUUGCACUUCAUUUCCAUGAUACAUAUGGACAGGCACUAGUCAACACGAUUGUGGGACUGGAACAUGGAAUUAGAAUAUUUGACAGUAGUGUGGGUGGAUUGGGCGGCUGUCCUUAUUCGAAGGGUGCUACGGGCAACGUCUCGACCGAGGACUUGGUGCAUACCCUGCAUGGUCUGGGGAUGCACACGGGUAUUGAUUUGGAGGAGAUGUCGCGAAUUGGUGCAUGGAUUAGCGAGCAACUUGGACGUGCAAAUGAUAGCAGAGCCGGGAAAGCGACUCUUGCGCGCAUUGCUGGAGAGAAGAGCUGA
This is a messenger RNA of Talaromyces amestolkiae, 1086 nucleotides long. RefSeq lists its product as uncharacterized. The transcript has 2 exons. Gene Ontology annotation, molecular function: hydroxymethylglutaryl-CoA lyase activity. The record is from RefSeq and is a predicted model, not a curated record. Gene Ontology annotation, biological process: L-leucine catabolic process; ketone body biosynthetic process. NCBI's taxonomy places the organism in Eukaryota, Fungi, Ascomycota, Eurotiomycetes, Eurotiales, Trichocomaceae. The coding region runs from base 1 to 1086 and encodes 361 amino acids.